GCUUUUCUGGCAUCUCUGCAUAUACAUACAUAUCUAAUCUGAUUGAUAGUGGUAACUUUACUCCGAUUUAUACGAGUUCUAUUUAAUUGCACAUGUUUAAAGGAUUAUAAUCUUUCCUUACACUCGUUUUUUAAAUACGAAUGUGAGAAAAUAUGAGUAUUCUAAGUAGUAUUCAUUUUUAAAAUUUGCGACGUACAAUAGGCUGUCUGGAAGAUAUGUAGAUUAAAAAAAAAUUAAGGAAUAAUUUAGUGUUUUUGCAUAAUUAUUGCAAAUUUAAUACGAGAGCACAAUGACAUCAUUAAAGAACGAUGAAAGGUUAUCCGAAGUUUUGGAAUUGUUUUUGUUACCUAAUUAUAACAUCGUGUCUACUACUUAUCUUGAUCUUCUGUUGACCCACAUUUCUGAGAAUAUAAAAGAGUGUACAGCAGAUUAUAAACACUGUGUAUUACUACAAAAGUGGGUAUUAAAAGCAUUGAAUGUUUGGAAUGUUGAUUGCAAACCUUCUCAGCCUAUAAGUAUAUUUACUUUGAAACUUGUGGGAAUAAUUUCACGCAAUGAACUACAUUUUCAUUACUGGCACUGCCAGAAUGUGUAUAACAGAUUGCGCGAUAUCCUUAAAAUUCAUGGAGACGAUUUGCCAGCAUCUAUUAAAAUGGCUUAUACUACAAUGUUAUCCGACUUGAUUAAACAUCGAAGUGGCAGACAAUGGAUUAUAGAUUCUGAAGUUUGGAAGGAUAUUGUAAAAUAUGCGCACUGGAAUCAUACUAUGUAUGUGACACGUGAAAGUCAAACAUUUUUGUGGCUUUUACUUUUACAAGAACAACAAAAUGUAAAAUUUUGUAAGGAAGUUAUUACAGCAAUUGCUGCACCGUUAAUGUCUAACACAUUUGAGCCUCAGGUGUGUAAUGGGUUGGAAGAUAAUUAUUUGGAACAAAAUAAAUUACUAUGCACUACGUUAGAUUUAUUAACUAGUAUAAUUGAAAAUACAUUAUUUGCAAACAUGGAUAAUACAAUACCUGAAUUAUGCCAAGAAAUUAUUAAUUUAGACAUGAGAGUCAAGGCCAUUUUUGAAGCAUGUAUUAGCACAACAUUUUUGCCACACAUUCAUAAGCUGUUAGUGUUAUGUUUACUUAUUCCAUUAAAACGUGCUAUUAGAGAAGGACAAGAAACUAUUGAUGCUGAAAUAACCCAACAGUUCUCUUAUGAUUUAUGUUAUAUAUCUAUGAUGCUUUUAUCAAAGAAGUAUAUAAUAGAAAUAGUAAAGACAAAUAAGCUUCUGUUGAUAUAUUGGAAGAAACUCCAAUCGUUACAUGAAUUCGUUGUACCACAUCAACACAAGUUUGAACAUCAAGCUAUAAGCAUAAUGAUUAUACCUUUAGCUGUAUGUGUUAAACAGACAUACAUAACUCAUGAUCUCUUUGAUAUGUUUCUUACUAAAAUGAUUGAUGUAACGUGUACAGCCGUACAACGGUUGGCAUAUAAUAUAAGAGAUGCUGUAUAUAAGAAUGAUUUACCUUUAGCACAAAUUUGUAAAGUAUCCAUCGAUAUACUUCUAGAAAUAACAGACAUUAUGGACAGGGAUAUCGCAGUAAUUACAUUUCAAACGUUGUGCCACGUACUCAAGAAUUAUGUGCCAGAUAUCUGUAACGAGACAAUGAAUACUAUAGGAACAAAUAAUGUGGGAAACUUGGAAAAUGGACCAAAGAAAUCUACAUUUAUAUCCCCGCUAGAAGGAGAUCCUAUAGUUGAUCAUCCUGUAUUGUUAGCCUCGCUUCUCAAUGGAUUGGCAGUAAUGACAGAAAAGUUUAAAUUAAAGUGGCAAGAAUGCGUAGAAACUAUAUGCUUGUUAUCACUUGCGCAAGAAAUCUUGAACCAUCCAGGAAUAAUACCUGUGGUAUGUGUAAAAGCUUUAAAAGUAUGUAAGUUAGCAAUUCAGAAUUUUAUGCCACCAAAUUUAGUACUACUUGUUGAAACAGACAGUCAUAUGAACGAUAUAGGACCAACACUUUUCAAAAGAUUGCACAAUGCAAAUUGGGAAGUAAGGGACAGUGUUCUAGAAGUUUUAAAUACUAUCGCUACAAUUUCUGAAGACAAAUAUCCAGCAUUUCAAGAAUUUUUAUUAACAAAUCAGUUCUUACAAUUAGCGCUUGAAAUAGCUAAAACGGACAGUGAAAGUUAUGUUCGGGCAUCUGCAUUAGCUUUUAUUUCAACUACUGUUCGAAUAAACAGACUAUGGGAAGAAAAAUUAUCGCAACUUAAUCUACCUGAUGUUGCCAUUAAUUUACUGAACAAUGAAAGUGAAGCUAUAGUCAGAAAAGAAGCUGUAAUUUUAAUAAAAGAAUUAUAUGUACAUUGUAAAUGGCAGAGAAACGUUAUUGAUUCAAUGUCCCGAGCAAUGUCAAUGGCUGCUGUCUUUGAUCUUCACUGGGAAGUAAAAACAAACGCCCUCGAAUAUUGGACGCAAUUUAUAAAGUCACAUUUAUCUGAUCAAGGAGUGCUUGAUGGACAUUUUCCAAAAGUAACAUUUUCCAAAGAACACAGAAAAAUUAUGUCAUUAAAUGAAAAUGAAAUAAAACGAAGACUUAAUAAAGCAUUGGAUGAAUUAGCAAAGCAAAAUUGUUUAGGAGUUCUUUUAGUUACUUUAGAAGAUGACAGCGAUUUUGAAGUGUGUAGAACUUCGGCAGCUAUAUUAAACAAACUUAAAUCAUUCCUUCUGAAAUAUAAACUCAAUGAACCUUUACCAGAGCUGCCUUUACCCAAAGACAGUGCUACAAUAGAUACUUCGUACAUUAAAUAUGAACAACCAAAUAAUGUUGCAAGUUCCAAUUCCGAGGAGGUAUUCAGUAACUCUAGCAAUGUGAUCGAAGAAAUUGUAGAUGAUAAUGAUGCGAAUCUUCUUGCAUCGAUCUACAAGAAUUCUAUGAAAAUGGUUGAAGAAAUACAAAGCACAGAGGAAAAGACGUUUGAAUUUAUUUCCUGUGUAACCAGACAAAGCUUUCUCCAAACGAUUUUUAAUUUAAACAUUGAUGCCAUCAUUGAAGAAAAAACUCGAUGGUUGACUACGUAUACUACCAGCUUUGAGUCUAUCUUGGAUGAUAUAUUAAUAAUGCACAAGCAAGGAGAUGUGAAUUCAAUGGACUGUUACUAAUUAAAAAUAACGUGCCUUGUCAAUUGUAUAAAAGUGGAACUACGAAUAUCAUUUUUACACGAAUACGGUAUACAAUUUUAUAUUUAAAUAUUGCUUCUAAAAGUAAAGUAUGCAAUUCAUACUGCAUCUGUUGCCCUUAUAAUGCGCAAUCAUAAUUUGUAUGUUUAAUUUUAUAACGAGGAGAAUUAUAAUUAAAGUGGAAUUAUUAUUAUUAAUAAUACAUUUAUUUGAGAUAGAAAGAAUCUAUCUUUUUACAUCAUUUAUAUGCUAAAGGUAAAGCGAAAUUUCUAUGCAUUAUUGCAUACGUAAAUAAUACAGAAUACAUACAUAUAAAAGAAAAUAAAAACUUACUAAUCAUAGCAUAUUUGUAAAUAAACUAAAAUCUUGAAGAAACAAGUUUCACUUAAAAAAACAAUCAGAUUUAGUAUUGGUACAAAACAGAAAAUAUACUUCUUCCUCGUAUUUGAUUCAGUCUUUACAUAUUUUAUUACAUUUCCUUUCUACUACUAUAUAGAGUUUUGUUUUAAUUGAAAUAUGAAAAAAUUUUUGGUAGUAUUUUCA
Molecule: messenger RNA, 3709 nt
Organism: Colletes gigas
Lineage: Eukaryota; Metazoa; Arthropoda; Insecta; Hymenoptera; Colletidae
Exons: 10
Coding region: 290-3148 (952 amino acids)
Biological process (GO): DNA damage response; cell population proliferation; positive regulation of protein phosphorylation
Cellular component (GO): nucleus
Source: RefSeq, a predicted model, not a curated record